AUGCUAAUUGAUGUUGCUAUUGAGAAAGUGCAGGGGCUAAUAUCUUUCUUCAAUCAGUAUAGAGAAACUGGUUUCUCAAAUGCAGUGGAGGCAGCUACAGAAAUUGCACUCGACAUGGAUAUUGGUACAAUAUUUCGUAAAAAAAGGCAAAUUAAAAGAAAGAGGCACUUUGAUGAGAAUCCUGAUGACUCAAGUGCUGCCGCAGAAUCUCUUGAGGAUUUAUUUAGACGCAACUAUUUUAUACCAAUUGUUGAUCAAGCUAUUUCCUCUCUUACUACAAGAUUUGAACAGUAUCAAGGUUAUAAGAAAAUAUUUGGUUUCUUAUUUACUUCUGAUGCAUUGCGUUCUUUGGAUAAUAAGAGCUUGAAAUGUUGUUGUCAUCAUCUUGGGGCUGCACUUAAACGAGAUGGACAAUCUGAUAUUGAUGCUGAUGACCUUUAUGUGGAAUUGAUUUUUCUUCAAGAUUUUAUUCCACAAGAAAAUAAAGGCCCGAUCGAAAUUUUAAAUUUUUUGAAGCGGCACGCGUGUUUUCCCAAUGCAACCAUUGCAUACAGAAUUCUAUUGACCAUUCCAGUGACUGUUGCAUCAGCAGAGCGGAGCUUUUGUAAGCUGAAGCUAUUGAAGACCUACUUGCGAACUACAAUGACACAAGAAAGACUUAAUGCACUGGCAUUAAUAGCACUUGAGAGUGGCAUGCUGGACAAGAUUGAUUAUGAGUAUAUCAUUGAAGAUUUCGUUUCAAAGAAUGCUAAAAGAAUAUCGCUUUACAAGUGA
Molecule: messenger RNA, 774 nt
Organism: Sorghum bicolor (sorghum)
Lineage: Eukaryota; Viridiplantae; Streptophyta; Magnoliopsida; Poales; Poaceae
Exons: 1
Coding region: 1-774 (257 amino acids)
Molecular function (GO): protein dimerization activity
Source: RefSeq, a predicted model, not a curated record